AUGCCUGACCCUGGGCCCUGGAAUCUGGAGCCCCGCACUCUCAUAAAGUAUCCUACUCUACAGACAAAUCUCAUGAUUAAGAGCAGAAUCUGGGAGUUACAUUUUUUGGCAACGAAGAUGGGAGCCUUGACGAUUUCCCGCCAGUGGAAGAGCUACCAGAGCGCGGGGAGCCGGCCAAGCUGCCAGGGGUCUGGUAUCCCAUGCCAGGGCUUCAAAUACCCUCUUCUGGAUUGGAGCAGACAAUUUUUGACUACUAAGAAGGCAGACAAGAAUCACUUUUGGCGACUGAGCCACAGAUUUUCUUGGCGCACGAUUUCUCAGCUUAUGCCUAUGGAAAGGCUUCGAUUGGGCAAAACUGAACAGGAAACAGUGACAGCAAAAGUAGAUAUUGGGCGGAGGGGGGACUGGGCGUCGCUCUACAACACUUACAAGGACGAGGAGCUUGGGGAUUGUGGCGGGCUUGAUGCCACAGCAGCGGCAAGAGCAGCCUCUAAGACGCCGCUUUCGCUUCGGAAUUUGAUGGGUGGAGAAGCUGUUUGCAGACGGCAAACGCGGACUUUCAACUUGGCAAAUCCGAGCGUUUCGAACAGUGAGGAGUUAGUUGGUGUGGUUAUGAACCGGUUAUUAGAUCACGUAUCCACCGCGAGCUCCUAUUCCAUUGCAGCUAGACAAUACUUUGCAUACGUUGUCGACCGUCCCGGAAUUUCACAAACUUUCAAUGCUCCCCUAUGUAAGGUGCUGAGAAAAAUUGAGUCAUGUAUGCGCAACCUCGGGCCAAAAAUGCUCUUUAAUAUAUCCCGAAAUAGAUGGCACGAUCCCACGCUUUCGGUGGAGGAAGUGUACGGUGUGACGGACGAGAAUAAGUAUAGAUCUGCGGGAAUAGGGAAGAGGAGGAACUAUGCUAUAGCGGGAUGGGAUCUUGAGAGCGCCACCAUGGUCACAAAACUUAAUAUGUGGAAGGAGAAGCUCGGAAGGGCGCAAAUUUCAUCCCAGGACUGUCCAGACAAAAUAAUGAGACAGGUGAGGAAAGUAAUGCAAGUGGGGUAUACAACUGUUGAAUUCAUCAGAAUGGAAAACAACCCUACAUUAGCCAUCCUAGCUCUACAGCAGGCUGACAGAGUGAGUCACCGAUUCCAUCACCGUCUUCCUCAUCUUCCAUUUCCAUAUAGUUCGGCUUUGGGAGGCCUCGGAUCCGAGCGCCUCCUCCAUUCGUAUACUCAUCCAAACACUUCACUGCGAGACGUCCUCGAAAUCGGUUGUGUUAACUAUACCAGGCUGUAUCCAGGCUUCAUUCAACCAACCGUUAGAAAACUCCAGGUUGCCCAGGCCGAGGUCAAAGAUUGA
Molecule: messenger RNA, 1344 nt
Organism: Lindgomyces ingoldianus
Lineage: Eukaryota; Fungi; Ascomycota; Dothideomycetes; Pleosporales; Lindgomycetaceae
Exons: 10
Coding region: 1-1344 (447 amino acids)
Source: RefSeq, a predicted model, not a curated record